CCAGCUGCUGAAAAAUCUUUACCCUGCGGAAAUUCCGCGUUCACCACCUCCCACCUGAUCCAGCGACUCUCCACUACACCCUCACCUCAGGUAAACGGGGAAGUCGACCUGUGAGAGCGGCGCUGAAAAGGCCUUUACACACCAGCAGCGGACAUGACGGGAGAAAUGACCGAGCAGAAGAAGUUUUCUGAAGUCAUUAGUCAGAUAUUGCAAACUGCGCCAGAUGCGAGGAAACACCUUGUUGACAACCACAGCAACCUCCUGCAAGUGGCGGAUUACUGCGAGAAAAGUUACCUCCAGGCAGAGGAUCAGACCAAGGCUAUGGAUGAGUCCAAGGCUUUGGCCGCCCAGUCUCUGGCCAGUGUCAGUUACCAGAUCAACAGUCUGGCCACCACCAUGCUGAAGCUGCUGGACUCUCAGGCCAUGCAGGUCAAAGCUAUGGAGAACUCAGUCAACCUGCUGUCACUGGCUGCAGCUAUCCACUUUGAGAAGGUGUCGAGGAGAGAGAUUGGUACUUAUACUACGGCCAAAGACAGGACUCGCUCCAGGCUGAUGGCUCUGCCGCCUUCAGGCAAGGAGCCAGAGAGGAGCUACUCAAGGGGGCCGAUAUCAUACUCUGCCUUGGACACUAUUGGACACUGUUUUAAGAUCAUUGAGGAGCAGCCCAGAAAGAGAGCAGACAGCAUACUGAGCACUGCAGACAUCUCUGUAACCAGUCUCGGCAUCGCUGUGCCUCCUCCGUCAGUCCCCACCAUGCAGACUGUCGCCAACCCCUCCAACGACAGUCUGCCCCCCCCUCCUCCCCCCGCCGGUGGCCUGAACCCCGGCCUGCCUGCCCCUCCGCCCUUCUCUUCCUCCAUGGACUACGGCCUCCCCUCCGCCCCAUGACCUCGCCGACAUGUCUGCCCCCGCCGCCCCCUCAGCCGACUAUUGGCCUGUCGAACGGAGCCUACCCACCGCCUCCGCCAUCAUCGGGAGCUGGACCUCUUCCCCCUCCGCCUCCUCCUCCUCCUCCUCCUCCUCCAGGGUCAGGAGCUGCAUCUCCCCACCUCCUCCUCCUCCACCACCACCACCUCCCCCUCUCCUACAUUAACAAACAAUAUGGGUCAUGUUGUCGGAUGGUUUAAAUUUUGCGAAAGUAAUGCAGGUAACAAGUCUGAGCAGACAUGCUGGGUCUUUGCCAUUAGAUGAAAGUGUAAAGGAUAUUUUCAGGCCUGUUUUGACAUCGAAAUCAUUUGCAAAUAAAAGCUGGAAACUGUCGAA
Messenger RNA from Hippoglossus stenolepis (Pacific halibut), 1263 nucleotides. RefSeq names its product ABI family, member 3b (gene abi3b). NCBI's taxonomy places the organism in Eukaryota, Metazoa, Chordata, Actinopteri, Pleuronectiformes, Pleuronectidae. Bases 154 to 888 code for a protein of 244 amino acids. Gene Ontology annotation, molecular function: SH3 domain binding. Gene Ontology annotation, cellular component: lamellipodium. The transcript is spliced from 5 exons. The record is from RefSeq and is a predicted model, not a curated record.